AUGAGGGAGCAGCAGGGAGGAGGUCAGUGUCAUGAGGGAGCAGCAGGGAGGAGGUCAGUGUCAUCAGGGAGCAGCAGGGAGGAGGUCAGUGUCAUGAGGGAGCAGCAGGGAGGAGGUCGGUGUCAUCAGGGAGCAGCAGGGAGGAGGUCGGUGUCAUCAGGGAGCAGCAGGGAGGAGGUCGGUGUCAUGAGGGAGCAGCAGGGAGGAGGUCAGUGUCAUCGGAGCAGCAGGGAGGAGGUCAGUGUCAUGAGGGAGCAGCAGGGAGGAGGUCGGUGUCAUGAGGGAGCAGCAGGGAGGAGGUCAGUGUCAUCAGGGAGCAGCAGGGAGGAGGUUGGUGUCAUCAGGGAGCAGCAGGGAGGAGAUCAGUGUCAUGAGGGAGCAGCAGGGAGGAGGUCAGUGUCAUCAGGGAGCAGCAGGGAGGAGGUCGGUGUCAUCAGGAAGCAGCAGAGAGGAGGUCACUGUCAUCAGGGAGCAGCAGAGAGGAGGUCAGUGUCAUCAGGGACUAGGUCAGUGUCACCAGGGAGCAGCAGGGAGGAGGUCGGUGUCAUCAGGAAGCAGCAGAGAGGAGGUCACUCAUCAGGGAGCAGCAGGGAGGAGGUCAGUGUCAUCAGGGAGCAGCAGGGAGGAGGGAGCAGCAGGGAGGAGGUCGGUGUCAUCAGGAAGCAGCAGAGAGGAGGUCACUCAUCAGGGAGCAGCAGGGAGGAGGUCAGUGUCAUCAGGGAGCAGCAGGGAGGAGGUCACUGUCAUCAAGGAGCAUUAGAGAGGUCACUGUCAUCAGGGAGCAGCAGGGAGGAGGUCGGUGUCAUCAGGAAGCAGCAGAGAGGAGGUCACUGUCAUCAGGGAGCAGCAGAGAGGAGGUCAGUGUCAUCAGGGACUAGGUCAGUGUCACCAGGGAGCAGCAGGGAGGAGGUCGGUGUCAUCAGGAAGCAGCAGAGAGGAGGUCACUCAUCAGGGAGCAGCAGGGAGGAGGUCAGUGUCAUCAGGGAGCAGCAGGGAGGAGGGAGCAGCAGGGAGGAGGUCGGUGUCAUCAGGAAGCAGCAGAGAGGAGGUCACUCAUCAGGGAGCAGCAGGGAGGAGGUCAGUGUCAUCAGGGAGCAGCAGGGAGGAGGGAGCAGCAGGGAGGAGGUCGGUGUCAUCAGGAAGCAGCAGAGAGGAGGUCACUCAUCAGGGAGCAGCAGGGAGGAGGUCAGUGUCAUCAGGGAGCAGCAGGGAGGAGGUCACUGUCAUCAAGGAGCAUUAGAGAGGUCACUGUCAUCAGGGAGCAGCAGGGAGGAGAUCAGGGAGCAGCAGGGUAGGUCAGUGUCAUCAGGGAGCAGCAGGGAGGAGGUCGGUGUCAUCAGGAAACAGCAGGGAGGAGGUCGGUGUCAUCAGGAAGCAGCAGAGAGGUCGUCACUCAUCAGGGAGCAGCAGAGAGGAGGUCAGUGUCAUCAGGGAGCAGCAGGGAGGAGGUCACUGUCAUCAGGGAGUAAGUCACUGUCAUCAGGGAGGAGGUCGGUGUCAUCAGGGAGGAGGUCAGUGUCAUCAGGAAGCAGCAGAGAGGAGGUCACUCAUCAGGGAGCAGCAGGGAGGAGGUCAGUGUCAUCAGGGAGCAGCAGGGAGGAGGUCAGUGUCAUCAGGGAGCAGCAGGGAGGAGGUCAGUGUCAUCAGGGAGCAGCAGGGAGGAGGUCAGUGUCAUCAGGGAGCAGCAGGGAGGAGGUCAGUGUCAUCAGGGAGCAGCAGGGAGGAGGUCAGUGUCAUCAGGGAGGAGCGGGGAGGAGGUCAGUGUCAUCAGGGAGCAGCAGGGAGGAGGAGGAGAAGGCCAAAGCCUACAAGAAGGAGAAGCUAAAAGAGAGAAAGCGACGAGCAGAAGACGACGUGGACCUGGAGGACGAUGACGAGAUGGCGGCCAUCAUGGGCUUCACUGGCUCUGAGCUCAGUGGCUGGGGUCCAGAGAAACUCGCAGACUUCCUCAGGAAGAGGAAACUCCAGGGCUGUGACAGGGCGGUCCUCCUCCACCACAUCACCGGGGAUCGGUUCCUGAACUUAACCAACAGCGACCUGGAUAAAUUCCCCAAAACCUACAAUCCACUGAUCUCGAAGCUGAUCGCUGACAUUCAGAAGCAGAAGAGCGGGAAGCGGCGGUUCUUUGGCUUCGGUCAGUCCAAACCCCUGCAACCAGUGGAAGCAGAGUCAGAAGACAGAGGCUGGGGCCGAGACGAAUUUGAUGACUCGGACGACGACGAUUACACAGAGCCGCUGUCCAGUGAUGAAGAUAAGAGCGAUUACGAAGAGCCCAGUGACGAGUCAGGUCCAGGGCAAGCCCCGAGCCGGACCCAGAGCUGGACCCAGGACCAGAAUUCGGACCAGGACCAGGACUACGAGCCCCCGCCCUCAGAACCAGACGAGCUCGUGCCCAGACGGCCCUGCGGCCCGGUGGCAGAUGACCCGUUCUACAUCGAUGGUCACGUGACUUCCAGAGGCCCGCCCCCCGCACUGUGUCCUCGACCCCCCCAGCGUCCGACAGAGUCCAGACGAGACUCUUCUCCACGACCCAGAGCAUUCCCUGCUCAGCCGCCCCCGAUCUGCAGAGUAAAUAAACCAGGUCGAGAUCCCGGGUCAAACCAGUCUCCGAACAGAGGAGCUCUGAGGAGCACUCAGGAGAAGCCGCUGCCACAGACUUUGAGGUCUCAUCCUGAACCUGAGUCUCAGUCCUUGGCCAGACCUCCGGUCGCCAUAGUUACGAGGAGCAACUCUGGAGCAAGAGUCCCAAUGAACAGCUACAUCAAGUCCAGAGUGAACCAUGAGACGAAGCUGAAGUUGGCUGGAUGA
Molecule: messenger RNA, 2808 nt
Organism: Knipowitschia caucasica
Lineage: Eukaryota; Metazoa; Chordata; Actinopteri; Gobiiformes; Gobiidae
Source: the annotation of a GenBank genome assembly